Plectropomus leopardus (leopard coralgrouper) is the source of this 623-nucleotide messenger RNA. Lineage: Eukaryota; Metazoa; Chordata; Actinopteri; Perciformes; Serranidae. The record is from RefSeq and is a predicted model, not a curated record.
UGCAAAUCACUUGCUAUUAGCUAGGUGAAAGUAGUCCUAAUUUACUGUAUAAUUAUUUUUCUUGCUAAUAGUUUUGCUAAUAGAUUUCUUAGAGUAAAAUGUCUGCCCAGCCUGAGCCUCCGGAGCAGGAGGACUUUGAUAAAUUCUUCACCGUGUUUGACGGCUCUUCUCCGGAGGAUGUGUCCCACGCCCGGCAGCUGUGGCGCUCUCUGUCCCUCCUGCCGCCGCAGGAAUCCCGGCUGGUGUCCGCAGACAUCCGUCAGAGACUACCGGUGUCCCGGCCGCAGCGCAGCAGCAGCAGCGGUCCCAAAUUGUCCGCCCCGGAGCCGCCGAGUGUCCAUGCUCUCCGGCAGAGACGGGAGGAGAGGCAGCGGUACGUGGCCAUGGCCGAUCAGAGGAGGGAGAUCCUGGCUCUGCUGAAGAGGCAGAGGGAGCAGAGGAUCCAGAGGGAGCUGCUCUCCGUGGACUUUAAACCCAAGGUGAAGCUCGGCCGAGACAAAGUGGAUGAAAAAUCCCCAGAGUCUGAGAUGGACGAGGAGCUGGUGAGGCAGCUACAGUAAAAACACCGCAAUAAAGUGACAAUGUUGAUUCAAAAAGGUGGUGUAAAGGCUUUUUAUAACAGU